This is a messenger RNA of Pundamilia nyererei, 2108 nucleotides long. It is a transcript of the gene prune2, whose product is annotated as prune homolog 2 with BCH domain. Gene Ontology annotation, biological process: apoptotic process. Lineage: Eukaryota; Metazoa; Chordata; Actinopteri; Cichliformes; Cichlidae. Gene Ontology annotation, cellular component: cytoplasm. The transcript is spliced from 11 exons. The record is from RefSeq and is a predicted model, not a curated record. The coding region runs from base 164 to 1141 and encodes 325 amino acids.
AUCAUGUGACCACAAAAUGGUGGAAGCUGUGAGCUGUUUGUAAGCUGAGCAUCUCCAUCGAGAGGCUGGAAGCAGGAAGCAGGCAGGGAACUUGGAAGUACAUUCAUGCUCUGAGACGCAGGAGGACAGAGAUUCCCGAGCCCCAGAAGCGGUCCUCCUGGGGAUGGACCUGGCAUCAGGGAGUAAAAUGAACUCUGAGGGGGAUGAUGGCAGACCAGUCCCUCCUACCUCUCUACCUCUGCAAGGAGGAGCCUCACAGAGAAAAAAACUAUCUGCGCCUCGUAUCAGCCUGUCACUGGACCAGAGCGAGGAUGACUUCGGAGAGACACCAGAUGAUCUAGACAUUAAUGUCGACGACCUCGACACUCCAGAUGAGGGGGAUUACCUCGACUACACAGACCAUGAAAUGGACUGGGAAGAUCCCAAUACUGCCAACAGGAGUGCUACCAGUGAAGUCUACAAUACAAUCCCAACAUACAGUGCUGAGGAGGAACGCCAAGAUGGAAAACUGUGGAGGACUGUCAUCAUUGGGGAGCAGGAACACCGUAUCAACAUGAAACUCAUUGAGCCCUACAUGAAAGUCAUCUCUCAUGGAGGCUACUAUGGCAACGGAGUGAACGCCAUCAUCGUGUUUGCUGCUUGUUUUCUGCCAGACAGCGACCGAGAGGAGUACCAUGAAAUAAUGGAGAACCUCUUCCUUUAUGUGAUCAGCACACUGGAGCUGAUGGUGGCAGAGGACUACAUGAUUGUAUACCUGAAUGGAGCCACACCCCACAGAAGAAUGCCUGGACUUGGUUGGCUAAAGAAGUGCUAUCAGAUGAUUGACAGAAGGCUCAGGAAGAACUUGAAAUCCUUCAUUAUUCUCCAUCCAUCGUGGUUUAUCAGGACCAUUCUAGCCAUUACCAAGCCAUUCAUCAGCACCAAGUUCAGCAGUAAGAUAAAGUAUGUAAACAGUCUGGACGAGCUGCAGGAACUCAUCCCGAUGGACUGCAUCCAGAUCCCAGAGUGCAUCAUUAGACUCGACAAGCAGCUGAAGGAAGCGGCAGAGAACUCGAGAGUGAACAGUUUUCUGCAGGGAUCCGAGCCAACUGCAGCAAGCAGAACAGACAGACCAGACGCAGCUGGUGCCAGCGGCUCGUAAAUCCAAACAUCCUGAAUAGAUGGGUCACCUCGAUGCUCAGAAGUCACUGUUGUAUUGAAUGGGCGCAUCUGGAAAAUUGUGUAGCUACUGUGUGUGCGUCUGUCAGUGUUUUGUCAAUUACACACUGGAGUUUAAUAAGAGAAUACAACUUACAAUAGCACCUGAUCACGAUAAGAUCUUUAACGGCUGCUGUAGCACCUGCUGUACCUUACACCUGCAGUCCUGAUAUACAUGUAGUCUUAAGUGUGAUUUUUUGUUUUGGGAGCAUCAGCAGACUAGUGCCAUCGCUCACUUUAGGGUAGGGAUUUCAAUUACACACUAGACAGCGCACUGCGCAAAUCCAUUUGUAGAGUCUAUAGUGUUGUAGUUGUGUGCAUGAGAAGCAGUGAAGCAAUAAUAUCACCCUUUACUGGUUACUCAGUCUCAGUAUUUCUGAUGAAGAAACUACUUCUGUGUACGCAGUAAAAGCACAGGGUGCCUUGUGCCAUGGAAGAUGACCAACUGGCUUUUGACCAAUCCAAACCUCUUUCUGGAAAAUUAACCAUAAAACUAGAUAUUUUACCUUUAUAGAGUUAAUCUAAGACUAAGAAGGAAUAACUUAAUUAUUAUAUGAAGCUGUCAGUGCUAUGUGACAGCAUGUCUUUUUAGUCGUGUUCUGCAAGUGUGUGUGCGUGUCUGUGCGCACGCAUGCAUGUGUCUUUCUGUCUAUACACGUCGAAACUCAUCCUCAGUUUCUGCUUGACGACCAGGAAGAAUCUCGGGUGAGAGUAGCGAUGGGAUCUUUGAUAAGCACAUCUUUAUCUGUGUGUGUCCACACGCAUGCGUGUGUGCGUAUCUGUGCAUCAGUGCAUGUCCCCCUCAUUAGAUAACCGAUGGUCCUCUUGCACAGUCUAUAAUGGUGUACUGAGGGGAUGCAAAGAAAUUGUUGAUCACUGGCUAGUAAUUCAAUAAAAAUAAAUCGAUUCAA